This is a messenger RNA of Durusdinium trenchii, 482 nucleotides long. NCBI's taxonomy places the organism in Eukaryota, Dinophyceae, Suessiales, Symbiodiniaceae. The record is from the annotation of a GenBank genome assembly.
GAAAUGGAUGCCAUUGCUCCACUGAAUGACUUGAAGGACAAGAUCGAGAAACUGAAGGAUCAGCAUGUGAAAUCAGUUCAACAGAAAAAGGCUCGCUUUGAGAAGAAGCGCAUGGGUUUGAACAAGAAGAUUCAAAGCAUGAAGAAAAAAGGAGAAGAUACAUCCACUCUGACAAAGCAGCUGGACAAGCUCGCUACUACGUGCAUGGAUGAAGAGAUUGAGGGUGACGGCUUUGAAUAUACAGAAUCAGUGCCUCUAACUCGAAUGCAGACUGAGGUGGAGUUUGAGUCCAAGUCAGCUCGAGCAAAAGCACUUUCAGAUGCCAUCCUUAGCGCAGAAGGUGGUGGUGCAGAUUCAUCUACAAUGAAGAUUGGUGUGCAGGCCAUGACGAGAGAUUUGCAGGAGAAAGGCUUGGUUGCAUCCAAGAUGAAGAAAGCGAAGUCCACCAGCGACAAGAACGUUCAGGAGAUCUACAAGAUAGG